Teleopsis dalmanni is the source of this 1017-nucleotide messenger RNA. RefSeq lists its product as uncharacterized. The transcript has a single exon. The record is from RefSeq and is a predicted model, not a curated record. The coding region runs from base 1 to 1017 and encodes 338 amino acids. Lineage: Eukaryota; Metazoa; Arthropoda; Insecta; Diptera; Diopsidae.
AUGUAUCGCCAAGCAUGGGUGACUGAUGAUGAUGCGAAUUAUCAAACGAUUUUGUGGAGGUCUUCCUCAGAUGAAAACAUAAAGGCCUAUCGCUUGCGAACCAUUACUUAUGGUACAACAUCUGCCCCCUAUUUAGCUACAAGAUGCUUAAAACAGUUAAGUGAAGAUCAUAUCGAUAAAUAUCCGAUUGGAUCGAGAAAGGUGUUAUCUGAUUUUUAUAUGGAUGAUUUGAUCAGUGGAUCAAACGAUGAAGAUGAAAUUUUUGAAAUAUAUAAUCAAGUAUCAGCAAUAAUGAACUCAGCAAAAUUUAAGUUAAGGAAGUGGUUUUCAAAUAGUGAAAAAUUUCUUAAUUUCGUGCCUGAAGCUGAUAAAGAAAAGACUCUUCGGAUGAAUAAUGAGGAAAUAAUAAAAACUCUUGGUAUCAUCUGGGCUCCAGUGGGAGAUACGUUUCGAUACGUUUGGCCAGAUUUUGAUAGCUCGAAAGCGGUGACAAAAAGAAUAGUGUUGUCGGAACUAUCUAAGUUGUUUGAUCCCCUUGGGCUUAUUAACCCAUUAAUCGUAAAGGCGAAGAUUUUCAUGCAAGAUUUGUGGAAAUUGAAGGCUAAUUGGGAUGAAACCCUACCAAUGAAUUUACAUAGUCAAUGGAUAGAAUUCCGCGAAAAUCUAAAAGACGUCAAGAAAAUAAGUGUGCCUCGAUUUGUUUUGGCAGAAAAACGAGUUGCUAGAGUUGAAAUGCAUGGAUUUGCUGAUGCAUCAAAAAGAGCUUUCGGGUGUUGUAUUUAUAUUCGCUCAAUAUGUGUGGACAACGACGUUACAAUGCAGUUGUGGAGUGCUAAAUCCAGAGUAGCGCCAUUAAAAACUUUAUCUUUACCAAAAUUGGAACUUUUGGCUGCGGAAUUGCUGUCGAAACUAGUGACAAAAACCAAAUCCAAUUUUCCAAUUUCUAUUGACGCGACCUAUUUAUGGGUGGAUUCCGAAAUUGUGCUAGAUUGGCUGAGCGAGCACCCAUCAAAUUAG